Spinacia oleracea (spinach) is the source of this 1221-nucleotide messenger RNA. RefSeq lists its product as uncharacterized. NCBI's taxonomy places the organism in Eukaryota, Viridiplantae, Streptophyta, Magnoliopsida, Caryophyllales, Amaranthaceae. The transcript is spliced from 6 exons. The record is from RefSeq and is a predicted model, not a curated record. Bases 1 to 1086 code for a protein of 361 amino acids.
AUGUUCUUCUCCAACAGAGAAAACAGUACAGCAUCAAAAAGAAAAGCAGCAAAAGCAAACCUACCUGCUGAAAGAAAAACAAAAAGGAAAAUAACUGAUGAAGAAUAUGAAGUGAAGGAAGAAAAUAUAGAAAAAGCUUUAAUUGUGGAACGGGAGGUUUCCCCUUUGGCGAUGAUUACCAAAGAAGUUCCUGCAAAAAAGAAACCAAAGAAAUCAAUUGCUGUUUACAAGGAAAAAGUAGCAGAAGAAGAGGAAGAAAAAACUGGAGUUAGAGGAGGACAUGGAAAAUUCAUCAGUUUCAUUUCCAUGAUGAAUGAACAGAAGAAGGAGGCCGUUCGGAAUAUCGGUCUAGGAGCAUUGCUAGAUUUCCAGCUACCUACUUCAUCCCAACAAUUUGUUACAUGGCUAUGUAACAACUUUGAGGAAAACAGCCAAUAUCUUUAUCUGCCGAAGAAUGAGAAAAUCCUGAUAGAAUUUGAGGACGUGAAAAAGAUAUAUGGCCUUCCUAGCGGUGAAGUAGACAUAGUUGAGGCAAAGUCUGACAAGGCUAGUGAAGAGUUUUCUGCAUUCAUGGCAAGUUGGAAAAAGAUCUUUGGGAAUAAGGUCCCAUCAGUUCAGAAAAUUUUAAAGUACUACAGUCAAGAAGACCAAAUUGAGGCUGGACCGGAUGCAAAUUUCAUUACAAGCUUCUUGGUGGUCACUGUCAACACGUUGAUCAAGAGCACGUUGUCAAACCAAGCAUACUUCAAAUUUUUGUUCUCAAUGAUGAAUCAUGAGCAGAUCCGGAACUUGAAUUGGUGCAAGUAUGUGUGGGAGGCACUGCUCUCAACUACUGCACAGUAUAAGAAAAACCUGAAACAAAAGGACAAAGCAACAUUUUUCACAGGACCAUUGCCGUUAUUGACGAUUUUCUAUUUUGACAGAGUUCAAAGAAUGAACUUUUUUCCUCCAAGACGAAUUCCACUUGUGUCCUGCUGGACAAAGGAAAUAGGACACAAACGGAAUAAAUUGGAGGAAAGUGGCUUUGGAUUGGGGAAGGUGUUACCCAAAAUCAAUAUUGAAGAAAAACAAACUCGCAAGAAAUGAGAAAGGUGACAAAGGAAAAAGACCUCAAAGGAUUCACAAACUACCGGCUGCCUUCUCUUCUCCAUAUUUGGUCAAGUAUCGAGACUUGUUCAAAAAUCUGGACACAAUGCAUCAAAGCCUAGCAGAUUAUGUCUU